CGUCCCGAGCCCUUUGCACUGAACAUCCUCCUGUUUUUAUCACCACAGAGACUCAAUUGAUCUUCAAAAUGAGCUUCGUUACCCGACGCGCGCUUUCCACGCUCAUCCCGCCAAAGGUGGCGUCACCUUCUGGCCUGGGUGCAGCACAAGACGCUGCCCGCAUGCAGAGGGUUGUUAGCUUCUACGAGAAGCUUCCCCGUGGCGCAGCUCCAGAGGUCAAGGCCAAGGGCAUUUGGGGACGUUACCAGGCAAAGUACUUUGGAAAGAACCCAAGCGGUGCACGUACGUUGCAACAACGCCGACUAUGAAAAACAAGCUGACCUGGAUAUCAUAGCCAUCGUCCACGUCAUCAUCGCUGUCAUUGCCAUUGGAUAUGCGCAGAACUACUACUUCCAUCUCCGCCACCACAAGAACAACGCCCACUAGAUGCAUACCGAGCCUACUAUAUGGUAGAACGCCCUGAGCUAUGGGUCUAGGAGUUGUUGUAAAUAUAAGAGAAUCAGUUUUAGCCCGGGAGUGGAUCUGUGAACGACGUCGGUGAAUGCUACAAAUAUAGACUCGAAAUGUUCGCGAACCGCUUUCUGCUUGCAUUACGGGAGUGAUGGGUGAUAUUGUACUGGCAAAAUAACUCUCUAUUCCGAUAGAACCUAUUUUGAAGUGGUCUAUGUAUUUUGCUGUGUAUUUUGUCUCCAUCAGGCGCUUGAUAUUGGCCAUAAGGGCUUCCUUCUCGGGAUAAUGGAACAACCGGGAGCGUCUUUCUAACGGGCAAAAAUAUGCUGCACGUGACCUGAGACAUACACUGGCGUUUGUAUGCUACUGUACUAAACUCAUAAUUUGUUUAUUUUUCAAGACGCUGACUCCAGC
This is a messenger RNA of Pseudogymnoascus destructans, 864 nucleotides long. RefSeq lists its product as uncharacterized. Gene Ontology annotation, biological process: proton motive force-driven ATP synthesis. The transcript has 5 exons. Bases 69 to 308 code for a protein of 79 amino acids. The record is from RefSeq and is a predicted model, not a curated record. NCBI's taxonomy places the organism in Eukaryota, Fungi, Ascomycota, Leotiomycetes, Thelebolales, Thelebolaceae.